Molecule: messenger RNA, 3063 nt
Organism: Malurus melanocephalus (red-backed fairy wren)
Lineage: Eukaryota; Metazoa; Chordata; Aves; Passeriformes; Maluridae
Product: leucine-rich repeat-containing protein 25-like
Exons: 3
Coding region: 603-1583 (326 amino acids)
Molecular function (GO): protein binding
Source: RefSeq, a predicted model, not a curated record
GGGGUGUCACAGCGGGGACAGACACGGACACGACGGAGCGGACACAUGCAGGGGGUUGGCACCUAUGGACACGGGGGGACACGGACACGAGGGGGACACACGGACAGGGAAGCGAGAGGCGGUCACGGAGGGACUCGGACACCAGGGGGCGGCCACGGACACGGAGGGGACACCGGGAUGGGGACACCGGGAUGGGGACACCGGGAUGGGGACACCAACCCUGCCAGGGGACACAGACACGGGGGGGUCCCUGUGCUGCCGGGGGUGGUUCACACACGUGGGCGAUGUGUGAACCCCCAGCACACGCGUGUGCAAACGUGCAGCGCCACACGCGUGGGUGUCCCCGUGUGUGUCCCCCACCCUCGGGUGCUCCCGUGGUCACCGGGACGCUCUGGCGGUGUCGGGGGGACACUCAGCACCCCAGGAAAGGACCGGGGGGUCCGGAGAGAGGCAGGGGGUGCUGAUUUGGGGUGCUGCCCCCUGCCCCCCCGGGCCGGYUACGCCCUGACAGGGUGACACGGGACAGCCGGACCCGCCCGUUCCUCUUCCCCACACCARGCAGCGGCGGCCGGAGCGCAGGCUCCGGGUGCAGUGGAGGGACCAUGGGGGUCCCUGCGGCCCCGCUGCUGCUGCUGCUGCUGCUSCCSGUGACCUCCGCGACCCCCGCGCCCACCACAUUCCCCUGUCCGGCCCUGCAGCCGGACUCUUCCCAUGACCUGGACCUGACCAACAGGAGCCGCGGAUGUGCCGAGCUGGACUGGGGCCGGUUCCAGCGGCAGCGCCGGGUGGUGCUGAGGCACAACGGCAUCGAAGCGCUGAGCCCCGGCUCCCGCCUCGGCCCGGCCACGGAGGAGCUGGACCUGGCGGAGAAUCGGCUCCGGGAGCUGCCCCGGGGCUUUUUCGCCAACGCCUCUGCCCUGCGGACCCUGAGGUUGGAGGGGAACCCUCUCCCCUCCGUGCCCCCCGCCGCUUUCCAGCCCUCCCUGAGCUCCCUGUCCAUGUCGUGCCGCUGCGACCUGCUGGCCACCGUGCUGGCCCCCUGCGCUCGCCCGGGCAUCCGCUGCCUCUGCCUCACGGGCCACGGGCGAUCCUUCAACGUGACGGAGUUCCAGGGGCGGCAGUGCGGGCUCAGCGUGGCGCUGGUGGCCGGGGUGGCCGGGGCGGUGGCCGCGGUGGCCGUGCUGGUGGCCGUGCUGGUGGCCGUGCUGGUGCAGCGGCGGCGGAGAGCGGUGGCCGCGGUGGCCGGAGUGGGCUGGGGGAAGCAGGACACGGCCGGAGGCAUCCGGCAGCCCCGCUACGUCAGCCGGGACACCGGGAUCGGCACCGCCGAUGGCACCGAUGGCACCGAUGAUGGCACCGAUGGCAACGACGCCCCCGACUACGAGAAUGUCUUUGUGAGCCCCGGCACGGCCCCGGCCGCCGGGAGGGGAUGGACACCGGGGUGGCAGCAGCAGCGGUGCAGCCCCCCGCUCCCCAUGGAUGAGGAUUAUUUCCUGGGCAGCGCGGCCGAUGCCGGGGAUCAGCCCAUCUACGCCAACACCCUGGGCCGCACCGAGGAUCUCUACAUCGUUCCGGACCAGUGAGGGGCUGGGGGACACCGGGAGGGUUGGGUGACACCGGGAGGGCCGGGGGGACCCGCUCUGUCCCCUCUGAUGCCCUUUCUCCGCUGUCCCCUGCUCAGAGGGGUCAGGGCUGGACAUCCCCGCACGGGGAACGCCCCUGCUGGGGGAUGGGGUUUGACACCUCCGGCCCCAUCCCCUCCUUCGCCCCGUUCUCACCCCGGCCCCGGGGCUGAGCUGUCGUUCGGUCCCGGCGCUGCGGCCGCCGACAGCGGGGACACCUCGGGCCGCAUCCGCCGGCAGCGGCACCGGAGCUUUCCGGGCCACCGGGGCCCCCCGGGACCGGCUGGAGGAGCCGGGGCUGGCGCUGACCACGGCCUGGGUUCCUCUUCCCCUUUCGGGGCCGGUGGGGAGCGGGUGCGGGACAUCCGGUGCCACCUGCGCCCKCUUUUCCUGCGAAAUCCGCCGCUUUGGGGAACAAAGGGAAAGUUCCUUUUUUAAUCCUCCCGGAGGUUGGGCACCGCGGGGACACGGGGACAGCGUGGAUUGUCUGGGUGUCCCCCCAGCCCCUGGGACACGGGGACAGCGUGGAUUGUCUGGGUGUCCCCCCAGCCCCUGGGACACGGGGACAGCGUGGAUUGUCUGGGUGUCUCCCCCAGCCCUUGGGAGGCUUCUCCAUGCCCCAUUAAAUGGUUUAAUUAUCUCUAAUUAAAGAAGGGAGCCCUGGGGAGCUCCCAGUGCCUCUGUCCCCAAAGCAGGGGGUCCCAAGGGACCCUCAAGGACUUGUCCCCAAAGCCUUUGGGGUCCCAAGAACCCUCCAGUCCCUGUCCCCAGAGUGGCCACCUCCAUCUCCUGCAUCCCUCAAUUGCUGCUCCCCAAAUCCCCCACCCCAAAACAAGGAUCCCAAAUUCCACAUCCCCCAAACCCAGCCCCCACCAGGAGCUGGGGAGGGGCCGGACAGCCCAGGACACCCCCAAAUCACCCUGGAGCAGGGGACAGAGAGGAGCUGUGAGCAGCCAUGGGGUGUCCCUCGGGGACCCGCGGGUGCCACCACCCUCUGAGUGGGGUCCCCACCCUUUGGGUGCCCAGGGGGUCCCCCGGAGGCUCCUGGGGAAGGGGCAGUGGCCACGUCCCGGGGGUCAGGGCUGUGCCCGGGCCCUCCCCAAGGACACUCACGACUCAAAGGUCCCUGGGAGCUGUGCCCAGCCAUUACUCACACCCUGGCACGGAAAAACCACGAGGAUUUACCAGCAAAUCUGCACGGAGCCACAUCCCAGAGGAGCUGAGGGUCCGCUCAGAGAACCCCCCAAACUGGGCAGGAGGAGCAGCCAGAACCUCUGUUAUAAUCACUUUAUUAAUUUCYAUGAUUAUCACAUCUUUCCUGUUUUAUAGAAAUAUAUAAAAUAGAAAUGUGCAAAACCCCUCCCUCUUUCCCCAAGAAAAAAGGAUAAUUUGCUAUAAAAUACAAUAAGUUAGAAAUAAAUAACUGGGUUCUGUAAAUAAG